CUGUGUUUCUUCUGAAAACGGCGUCGUCCGCUCGAGCAUUUAACCUAGAAAAGCUUUAUUUUUGAGUCAUUUCCGAAAUCCGUUUGGAUUACUGUUAAAGAUGGCUAAGAGAAUCUCAGCUCAACUCUUCGUAAGCAGGUUAUCUGCUUAUACCACAGAUCAAUCUCUGAGGCAAUUGUUCUCUCCUUUUGGUCAAAUCAAAGAAGCUCGGCUUAUUAGAGAUUCAGAAACACAGAGACCUAAAGGAUUCGGCUUUAUCACCUUCGAUUCUGAAGAUGAUGCACGAAAGGCAUUGAAAAGCUUAGAUGGGAAGAUUGUAGAUGGUAGACUAAUAUUUGUUGAAGUAGCCAAGAACGCAGAGGAAGUGAGAGCGGGUAUUAACAGUAAUAAAGCCGAGGACCGCGGGUAAUUCAGGCAUCUCACACUCACUGUUGUCAUCAUGUAGAUUUGUCUACAAAAUUGAUCUAAGAUCAUGAGUUCCAUGUUACAAACUCUAAAGCUGUAUGCAAUUUGUAGUCUAGUGACUAGACUCUAGUCUAGUUUGUAGAAAAAUCUUUGACACUGUCUGUACUCUUGAGCUGAUUCUGGGCCUCUUUUCUUAAAAUAACAUUAUUGGGCCUAUUGAGUUAACGGGC
This is a messenger RNA of Arabidopsis thaliana (thale cress), 635 nucleotides long. RefSeq names its product RNA-binding (RRM/RBD/RNP motifs) family protein. The coding region runs from base 101 to 409 and encodes 102 amino acids. The record is from RefSeq and is marked reviewed. The transcript is spliced from 4 exons. Gene Ontology annotation, molecular function: RNA binding; nucleic acid binding. Lineage: Eukaryota; Viridiplantae; Streptophyta; Magnoliopsida; Brassicales; Brassicaceae.